GCCGGCUUCCUAUUGGCUGCCGAGCAGAAAGGCUUCGAGGUGAUGGAGCUGCGAGGAGACGACCCCCGAUUGGCCAGUCUGGACACCCUAUCAGGAAACCAGAUCCCGCUCCACUUCCUGCUCCGCCUCCACGGCCACAUCAUACAGGUGGUGUUCCUGUACGAGCGCAGCGGGAACUAUCUCUGGCACGGAGCGCUCCGUCUGAAACCUGAAAUGGAUCGACGCUUCGCUCCGUUCAAACUGCUCGACUACGGACGACACGCCGGAGCCUACGACAGGCCGGAGCUCGUCCUCACGGUCCUCGACGGCCUCGAUGUUCGAAUUCCUCGAAACGUUUCCCGUUUUCUCUCCGAACAAAAACACGCUCGCUUCCUGGAGUGCCGACACCGAGACGCUCGGAACUUCCUGCAGCUCUAUCCCGACGACUCCUCUCCGGAGGCCGUGGAGUUUCGGAGGAAAGUGAAGUCGCUGCUUCAUCUGGCGGCGCGGACGUUAGCUCCCCUCAACAUCCCCUUCUGGCUGAGCAGCGGCACCUGCCUGGGCUGGUUCAGGCAGUGCAGCGUGAUCUCGUACAGUCGGGACGUGGAUAUCGGGAUCUUUAUCGCAGACUUCAGGCCGGAUAUCAUCGCAGCGUUCAGGACCGCCGGGCUGUCGCUCAAACACAAGUUCGGGAAGGUGGAGGACAGUCUGGAGCUCUCCUUUCUGAGUGAAGACGUCAAACUGGACGUUUUCUUUUUCUACGAGGACGGAGACAUCGUGUGGAACGGAGGAACGCAGGCGAGGAGCGGCAGGAAGUUCAAGUACGUGUUCCCGGGCUUCUCUCUCUGUUGGGCGGAGCUUCUGGAUCUGAAGGUGCGCGUUCCCUGUGAAACGCUCGACUAUCUGAGCGCUAACUACGGCCCGAUGUGGAGCGUCCCGCUGCGGAGCUGGGACUGGAAGACGUCUCCAAGCAACGUGCAGGAGAACGGGGCGUGGCCUGUAGCCGAGUGGGCGGAGCUUAUCCAAGUUUAUUAAAACUACAAAUAAAGACAACUGUAGUUUUUUUAUUCUGAAAACGUUCUGCAGACGAACACACUGGUUGUUCCAUCAUCAUCAUCAUCAUAUUAAUAAAGACAUGCAGGAGAACGGGGCGUGGCCUGUCGCGGAGUGGGCGGAGCUUAUCCAAGUUUAUUAAAACUACAAAUGAAGAAAACAUUUGUAGUUUUUUUUAUUCUGAAAUCUUUCUGCCGACGCCCGCUGGCUGUCACAUCUUCAUCAUCAUAUUAAUAAAUAAUGAUAACUCACUGAGAACUGACAGCAUGUUUAUCAUGUUAACUAAGUUCCAGUCAUUUGUUAAAGUCAUCAUUUUGAAAAGCGUAAUGUUUUAAUGUCUGCGUGUUUUAAAUGCUAUCACAAUAAAGAGGAUGAGGUGAAACGUGUGUGCAGAUAUUAGGUUUGAAUGGCCGUCCUCUCUGUUUCUCAUCCACUGACGAUCCACUCUAUAAUUAAGCAAGAUCUCAUCAUUUCAUCGUCUGAACUAUUGUUGGUUCCAACAUCAAAAAGUGAAAUAGUUUUUAUAAAACCACCUGAGUUCAUUUCAGAGACCUCUCACUGUUCGUGUUUUCAUCUGUUUGUUUUACAAACCGUUUGUGAUCAAUUAUUUUUUGUAACUAAAUAAAAUCUUUUCAUCACU
This is a messenger RNA of Trematomus bernacchii (emerald rockcod), 1672 nucleotides long. RefSeq names its product fukutin (gene fktn). The record is from RefSeq and is a predicted model, not a curated record. NCBI's taxonomy places the organism in Eukaryota, Metazoa, Chordata, Actinopteri, Perciformes, Nototheniidae. Gene Ontology annotation, cellular component: Golgi membrane.